This is a messenger RNA of Pneumocystis murina B123, 898 nucleotides long. RefSeq lists its product as hypothetical. Gene Ontology annotation, biological process: rRNA base methylation. Gene Ontology annotation, cellular component: nucleolus; small-subunit processome. The record is from RefSeq and is a predicted model, not a curated record. The transcript is spliced from 5 exons. The coding region runs from base 1 to 723 and encodes 240 amino acids. NCBI's taxonomy places the organism in Eukaryota, Fungi, Ascomycota, Pneumocystomycetes, Pneumocystales, Pneumocystaceae. Gene Ontology annotation, molecular function: rRNA binding; rRNA (pseudouridine) methyltransferase activity.
AUGAGAGAAAAAAAUGAACCGAAUUAUCUUAAAACAGCAGAUCUUGUUCCUAUACAGCCUAAACUUGCAUCUAAGGAAGAUAAGAGGCAUCUUAUUGUUGUUUUGGAAAAAGCGUGUUUAGAGAUAUAUAAAGUUGGGGGUUCAAAAGAAGGAAAAUAUUAUUUAUUAAACGGUGAUGACCAUCAAGGGAUUUUAAAGAAAAUGAAUAGGGAUAUUUCAGAAGCAAGACCAGAUAUAUGUCAUCAAUGUCUUUUAACACUUCUUGAUUCACCUUUGAAUAAAGCGGGGUUUCUUCAAGUUUAUAUUCAUACGACUAAAAAUGUUUUAAUUGAAGUGAAUCCAAAAAUUCGAAUUCCUCGAACUUUUAAGAGGUUUUCAGGAUUGAUAGUGCAGCUUUUACAUAAACAUAGUAUAAGAAGCGUUGACGGGAAAGAGAAAUUGUUGAAAGUUAUAAAAAAUCCAAUUACAGAUCAUUUACCGCCAAAUUGUAAAAAAAUAACUUUUUCAUCUGAUGCACCAACUGUUCGAAUAUCUGAAUAUCUUAAAACACUUGAACCUGAUCAAUCAUUAUGUGUUGUUAUUGGAGCAAUGGCUCAUGGAGAAGAUAAUUUUGCAGAUAGUUGGGUUGAUGAAAAGAUUUCUAUUAGCGAAUAUUUAUUAAGUGCAAACACUGCAACAAGCAGGAUUUUACAUUCAUGUGAAAAUUUAUGGGAAAUUAUUUAAUUUUAAAUAUCUAAUUUUAUAAAUUUGAAUAGUAUGUAUUAUAUACUAACAAAAUAUUAAAUAUUUUCUAAUAAUGAAUCAUAAUAUGGUCGGAUAUAAGACUCAUAUUUUAAUAAUUUUAAUAGAAGUAGUCUAAGAUGUAGAAGCACUUUGUAGAUAUACUAUAAUUUAAACA